Messenger RNA from Lactuca virosa, 297 nucleotides. The record is from the annotation of a GenBank genome assembly. NCBI's taxonomy places the organism in Eukaryota, Viridiplantae, Streptophyta, Magnoliopsida, Asterales, Asteraceae.
AUGCAUACUCGGGGGCCGUAUCCAUCGCCAAAAAAUGUUAAAGGGAUUCAGAUCCAUCUCCUUUCGUCGGCGAGGAAAGCUGUGGAGGUGGACGAGACUGCUGUGGAGGUCGACGUGCAAAAUGCGGAGGUCGGCGAGGCUAAUGUGAAGCAACAGAGUGGGGACAUAAUGUGGAUGUCAAAACCAUCAUCUUCAUCACCGUCACAGCUUAAAGGGAAAAGGGUGCCGUGCAACGGCGACAUCUCAUCGGCCGGCAUCGGAAGUUUAAUUUUCGGUAAUCUAUCUCCGGGUUUGUGA